Rhagoletis pomonella (apple maggot) is the source of this 1754-nucleotide messenger RNA. RefSeq names its product protein spaetzle 3-like. The coding region runs from base 639 to 1754 and encodes 371 amino acids. NCBI's taxonomy places the organism in Eukaryota, Metazoa, Arthropoda, Insecta, Diptera, Tephritidae. The transcript is spliced from 2 exons. The record is from RefSeq and is a predicted model, not a curated record.
GUUAGUGGCUUAAAGUGUUAACGGGUUAACGCAGGCAAACAGCUUUGUCAGUCGUUUGCGAUUACUCGCCGUUAACGGUCGGUCCGACGCUUGGUGCUUAACUUAGAGAAGAAGAAAACAAAAAAACACUCAACAUAAUCGUUUCGGCAUUGAUUGAUUUGCGUACAGCUUCGAAAAAAAAAUAUUGAAAAAUAAGCAAAAAUUUGAAAUCACAAUUUUUUAACGCUGAAGAACGCACACGUGCAUGCCUGUGUGUAUGUUUUUUCCGUACUUUGCAUAUUUUUGUUCGAGGGCGCGCAAAUUUGUAGCGAACGUGUGUGUGUUUGUACUUAGCAUUUAUGCCGUCGUGGAUUGAUUGUUUGUUGAAAUAAUUAGAAUUUUUGCGGCUAAGUGCGAGUUGCUGAGAAUACUCGGCAGACGCUGUUAACGCUGACGAAUCAAAUCGCAAUUAAGUUAAUCAAAAACAACUCGAGCAAAUUUAAAUAAAAAAUAAACGUUCGUUUAACUGACAGCAGCACGCUUUGCUAAAGGAAUUCCAAUUAAAUAUCGCUCGCGUGAAAAAAUGCCGUUCCGCGUCGCUUGCUGACAAAGCGCAACCAUUCGAAAACCAGUUAAAAACCCAGUGACUAACACAACAAAUGGCGCUAACGAACUUUUCGCUGCCCUUUGGUGCUUUAGUGCAACCAGUGCCAACGUGGGGUACCACACUGCCGCCCCUCCAUCCCGCUCAUCAGCUGGCCGCUAAUACCAACAAUUUACUCUACUCGCCGGCCGAUCAUCAACAGCAACAGGGUGACGAUGCGCCGCCGCCACCUGAGUCAGACUUCUACAAAAAUAAUCCAUAUGCGCCACCACAGCUGCAUCAGCAGCAACAACAACAACAACAGCAGUCCAUACGUCAAUCAUAUCAAUACAAUAGCAAUAAUAACAAUAAUAAUAAUAAUAAUAGUAAUCGGCUGAAAGGCGGCAACACCUACUUACCGCCUAUACCGCCACCCGGCGCGCGUAAUACACAAUUUAAUAACCAAAAACAACAACAGCAACACCAUCAACAGCAUUAUAGUCAUUUCAGCAUAAAUCAACAGCAGCAACAACAGCAACAGCAGCAUCAUCAACUACAACAGCAGCAACAAAUUAAUGGCAACAAUGUCGCCUUCAAGGCAGCCACUUCCGCAUCGUCUGCUGCCGCUGCCGCCUCCUCCUCCUCGGCGGCAGCUUCUUCGACUAGAACCUACGGUGAAGGUUCGUAUAAUCGUUUUGGGCCUGGAGGCGCAGCAACACCACAACAACAACAGCAGCAACAACAACGUCAUCAACAGCAACAACAACAACAAAAGCAAUAUUAUAAUUGCUACACUCACAGCACUUCGUCAUUUGCCGCUCAAUCGCAGUCAAAGACUCAAACGCAGACUAGCCAACAGAGUUUUGGUAACAUCGCGCCAGAUACCGAAGCUCCACCAGCACCUCUACCACAACCGGCUGCGGUUUAUGGUGCAGCCGCCGCGCCCUCGGUCAGAACGGAUGGUGACUUGAGUGGCGGCGAUGAGGGCGUAGCAGCGACAGGUGGUAAUAGUGGCGAUGAUGGCGGGGCUGACAACGAUGCAUUUCCUCAUCGUCCACCUGGCUUUACGCGCGUUCAGGCCGGCCAGGGCUCACGCACACAGGUGCAUGCUGUACUGGACUACGAUGCGGAGGAGAGCGAGGAGGAGGAAUACUACGAUGAAGGCGAUAAGGGUGAGUACUUGAAUAAAUGA